This is a messenger RNA of Humulus lupulus (European hop), 408 nucleotides long. RefSeq names its product conserved oligomeric Golgi complex subunit 3-like. Lineage: Eukaryota; Viridiplantae; Streptophyta; Magnoliopsida; Rosales; Cannabaceae. Gene Ontology annotation, biological process: intracellular protein transport; Golgi organization; intra-Golgi vesicle-mediated transport. The transcript is spliced from 5 exons. Bases 1 to 408 code for a protein of 135 amino acids. Gene Ontology annotation, cellular component: membrane; COG complex; cis-Golgi network. The record is from RefSeq and is a predicted model, not a curated record.
AUGGACCCUGAUCUUGCCGGCCAAAGUUCGUCACCUGUGGCGAAUUUGGAGACGGGAACUCUGCAGCAUCUCUCGCAGGAGCAGCUGCUGAUCUCGGAUGAGGAUUCUCUCAUAGGAGCAGCUACUGAUCUCGGAUGGUUCUCAUCAGGCGAAGGAUUCAUUGCACCUUUCGAUAUUGAGUUUUUAGUGACACACAAGGAACUUGACUUCUCUCAUUUGCUGGAUCAUUUAAGACGGCUACUUAGAGGUCAAGCCUCUCUAUUUGAUUGGUCUAGAUCUUCUUCCCUGGCGAGGACCUUAUCACCCAGAGUUUUGGAAAGUCAAAUAGAUGCUAAGAAGGAACUGGAGAAAAGUCUGAAGGCCACUUGUGAGGAAUUCAUCAUGUCUAUCACUAAGCUAGUUGUUUGA